Molecule: messenger RNA, 1363 nt
Organism: Suillus clintonianus
Lineage: Eukaryota; Fungi; Basidiomycota; Agaricomycetes; Boletales; Suillaceae
Product: membrane bound O-acyl transferase family-domain-containing protein
Exons: 6
Coding region: 1-1167 (388 amino acids)
Biological process (GO): lipid metabolic process
Source: RefSeq, a predicted model, not a curated record
AUGAGUCCACUUGUACCCUUCCUCUGCGCACAGGUCCCCGCCUUCGUCCUACAGUUUGGCAUAACAUUGGACGUGCGGGCUCCAUGGAAUUUUGCCACCUGCGCCGCGGUUCUCAUCGUCUGCUUGACUUGCAUUCAGCACGCUAAGACCGAUAUUCUUUUCCUCGAUUACUUCAUCGGCAUGGCAAUUGCUGGCCUUGCCAUGGAUGCUAUACACAUGACAUUGCUUGUCCGACCCCUUCAUACCUUCCAUCAUCGGAAGCAAAUAAAGCCAGCGCAUGAACUCCCUUGGGUCGAGAAAUUUAUUUGGGCCACACAAUUGUGCGGUUCACCUAGAGGAGUGGGCUGGAAUCAUCAGGUGAAAAACAUGCCUGAGCACUCUGGGGAGUCAAAGCAAGACUUUGUCUAUUCCCGUUUAAUGAAGGCAGCGAAACACCUCCUGUGGUUUGACCUCGCACAAUUCUACAUUAGGCAUGACCCGGCGUCCAAGUCCGCUGCAGCCUUCGCAUCCCAGAUUUUCAUCCGUCGCAUUCUCGGCUGCGGCGCGUGUAUGGUGAUGUAUUAUUGUGUGGGCGUUACUAUCCACGCGUUGAUCUCAGCUCUUAUUGUGAGCUGUACGUCGUCUGAACCGGGCUCCUGGCCCGAUUUAUUUGGUAAUUGGGAGGAUGCAUACACGAUCAGACAAUUCUGGGGUCGAACUUGGCACCAAUUCCUCCGACGCUUUCUGGUCCCCUUUGGCCAAAAAAUGGCAUCGUUUCUCGGCUUUAAGUCCGGAACAAAUGGAUCGUCCUACACGCAACUUUACACCGCGUUUUUCGUCUCUGGCAUUGCUCAUUUAGGAGGGGACGCAGUCAUCAACUCCUCUCGCAUCGGCGUUUCGUUCCCUUUCUUCAUAUAUCAGGCACUCGGCAUUACGUUUGAGGAUAUGGUUAUAGCUACUGCACGGCGUGCAGGAGUGAAGGAGACGAAAGGGGCGCGUAUGGUGGGGUAUAUAUGGGUGAUUUGUUGGUUUAUUUUUACUGCGAUGCCUUGGGUCACUGCUGUUGGCGUUGCCGGGGUAGAAGUGCAUUCGUCUAGUUCUCAUCUUCCUUCGUCGCUCCUGACCAUCGUGCUGACCAGUCCAUCUGGUGAUGAGAGUGGGGCAGCGACCCAGCACAGGAGAAAUUAACCUCGAAGACUGUGCAAAACUACGUGGACUCACUGAUACAGAAACGACACGACGCAGAAACUCGAAUUCCUCUCCUACUCAACUUACUUUCUUUCCGGAAUUUUCAGAUAGCACAGCUCCAGGCACCCCUCGCCGUCGCAUUGUCUCUCUGCCGCCCCACCUAGAACGCCAACAUUCCCCCGAAUUUAUAUCGGAG